Erigeron canadensis is the source of this 3015-nucleotide messenger RNA. Its product is annotated as tyrosine-protein kinase JAK1-like. Gene Ontology annotation, molecular function: ATP binding; transmembrane receptor protein tyrosine kinase activity. NCBI's taxonomy places the organism in Eukaryota, Viridiplantae, Streptophyta, Magnoliopsida, Asterales, Asteraceae. Gene Ontology annotation, cellular component: plasma membrane; plasmodesma. Bases 1 to 3015 code for a protein of 1004 amino acids. Gene Ontology annotation, biological process: protein autophosphorylation. The record is from RefSeq and is a predicted model, not a curated record. The transcript has 5 exons.
AUGUCUUCCGACACCCCAAAUAUAUUUACAUUCAGAGAUAUACAAUUGGCCACCGAUAAUUUCGCGGCUGAAAAUCUGAUAAUAGAGACUAGCACUUCAAAGGUUUACAAAGUGCAACGUUUACAAUCAGAAGAGGAUGAAGAAGUCGAGCUUUUCAAUGUCCUGGUACAUGUACUUAAGGAUGCUUUUACGGAAGAAAAUGAGUUUAGUAUGCCUGAAGUACUUGUCCCUCUAAAAUCAGGGCAUAAGAAUAUAGUUCUUGUCGUUGGGAUUUGUGGGCAGAUGGCGGACGGAGAAGUUAAUAUUACGAUGAUGGUCACACAGGAUGAGGCAAAUGGAAGUCUGGAUAAACAUUUAAGUAGCAAAACCCUGACUUGGAUUCAAAGAUUGCAGAUAUGUCUUGGUGUUGCACAUGCAAUACGUCAUCUUCAUCCUUAUGUGGAGGAAGAAGGUGUGAUACAUGGUAACAUCAAAAGUUCCAGAAUAUUAUUAGAUGAUAAUUGGGUACCCAAAUUAUUUGGUUUUGAUUUCUCAGUCUUCUUGGCACAAAGUCAACCACUUGUACGAAUAAGUAAAUAUGGAGGUGCAUUACAGUAUAUGGAUCCGGCAUUUGAGAACACGAGGAGCAUAAGUCACAAGUCAGAUGUUUUCUCAUUCGGGGUGGUUUUAUUUGAAGUCUUGUUUGGGCAGAAAGCAACUAUUCGGAAUGGUAAUCAAUGGUAUUUUGCUGAUUUGGCAAGACACCAUUACGAAAACAAAACAUUGGAUGAAAAGAUCGAUUCACAUCUAAGACAACAAAUGGACUCACAAUCAUUACACAUUUUCUCACAAACAGCAUAUUACUGUUUGAAGGAGCAGCGAGAACAGCGUUCAAAUACAAGUCAACUUAUCAACAAUCUUGAGAAAGCCUUGGAGCAUCAGCUUCGACAUGACAAUCUUAUACAUACAUCAUCGAUGAUCAUGUCUUCCGACAGCUUUGAAAAGCCUGAACCCAUAGAAUUCACAUUCAGAGAUAUACAAGUGGCCACCAACAAUUUUGCGGCUGAAAAUCUGAUAGUAGAAACUAGUAAUUCAAAGGUUUACAAAGUGCAACGUUUGCAAUCAGAAGAGGAGGAAGAAGUCGAGCUUUUCAAUGUCCUGGUACAUGUGCUUAAGGAUGCUUUUACGGAAAAAAAUGGGUUGAGUAUGACUGAAGUAUUUGUCCCUCUAAAGUCAGAGAAUAAGAAUAUAGUUCUUUUUGUUGGGAUUUGUGGGGAGAUGGAUGAAGAUAUAAAUAUUACGGUGAUGAUCACGCAGAAUGAGGCAAAUGGAAGUCUGGAUAAACAUUUAAGUAGCAAAACCCUGACUUGGAUUCAAAGAUUGCAGAUAUGUCUUGGUGUUGCACAUGCAAUACGUCAUCUUCAUCCUGAUGUGGAGGAAGAAGGUGUGAUACAUGGUAACAUCAAAAGUUCCAGAAUAUUAUUAGAUGAUAAUUGGGAACCCAAAUUAUUUGGUUUUGAGUUCUCAGUAUUGUGCGCAUCAAGUCAUCCACUUGUACGAAUAAAUAAAUAUGGAGGUGCAUUACAGUAUUUGGAUCCGGCAUUUGAGAACGCGAGGAGCAUAAGUGACAAGUCAGAUGUUUUCUCAUUCGGGGUGGUUUUAUUUGAAGUCUUGUUUGGGCAGAAAGCAACCAUUCAGAAUGAUAAUCAAUGGUAUUUUUCUGAUUUGGCGAGACACCAUUACGAAGCAAAAACAUUGGAUGAAAAGAUCGAUUCACAUCUAAGACAACAAAUGGACUCACAAUCAUUAGACAUCUUCUCAGAAACAGCAUAUUACUGUUUGAAAACGCAGCGAGAACAACGUUUUAACGCGAUUCAAGUUGUCAAAAAGCUUGAGAAAGCUUUGGAGCAUCAGCUUAAACAUGAGAAUCCUGAACUCGCACUGAUGGCAGAUAAAGGUACAUUGAUCGACAACUUGAAGGGGGAAAACUUGGAUCACUUGAGGAUCCAACUUAGUGAUAUAAAGUUGUCAACAAGGAAUUUUGCAGAAACAAACCUUAUUGGGUCGGGUGGAUAUGGUAGGGUGUAUCGAGCAGAACUUGAUCAUUAUGAUAGUAGAAAUGCAUUGUAUAUAGAAGAGAUGGAUAGAGAUGUAUGGCCCAAAAGGCGUAGCAUUGUAGCUAUUAAAUGCAUUCGUGGCACACAAGGAAAGCAAGGAUUCUUUGCAGAAAUUGAGAUGCUUACUAAAUGUAAGCAUCAAAACAUAAUUUCUCUCCUUGGAUUUUGUGAUGAAGAUCCUCAUAUGAUCCUUGUUUAUGAACUUGUCUCAAAUGGAAGCCUUGAUGACUAUCUGGGAACAAGCUCAUCUAACUACAUCAACCAAACAUGGGCUCAACGUAUACAUAUAUGCCUUGAUAUUGCACGUGGGUUGCGUUAUCUUCAUUCCAGCACAAAGGACAAACCAACCAUUAUACAUCGAGAUAUUAAGAGUGCAAACAUUCUAUUGGACAACAAUUGGAAUGCAAAGAUUGCUGACUUUGGGUUGUCAAAACUACGCCCUAUGAAUCAAAUAGGCAGCACCCUUAAGACUAAUACUAUUGCGGGCACAGAAGUGUAUUUAGAUCCAGAGUAUAACAAGACAGGUAACUUGAAGAAAGAAUCUGAUUUAUACUCCUUUGGGAUAGUAUUAUUUGAAAUAAUGUGUGGGAGGUUGGCAUAUGAUAACUUUUUCUAUGCCAACAAUGAGAAGGGGAUUCCAUCUCUUGCACGACGACUCAAGAGUGAGGGAAGAUUAAAAGAUAUGGUAGAUCCUAAUAUAAAGCAAGCUUAUGGAAAUAUCUUUACGAUAAACAGAGGGCUCAAUCAAGAUUCUUUGAACACAUUUUCAAGAAUAGCAUAUCAAUGUGUAGAAGAAGCUCAAGCAAGACGUCCAACAAUGGAAAAUGUCAUCAGUGAACUUGAAAAAGCAUUAUCCUAUGAAAGGUCAAUAAUUGAGCUAAGCAAAACUCAAAAUUCAUAUCUGAAUUUGGUUGAAUAG